AUGUCUGGUAGCAUACCCCCUCUGGGUAUGGCUCAAGAAAUGAAUCCACAGUCGCCGAUUCCUAGAAAGCGAACUGCUCGGGACUAUCAAUUUGGUAACAAAAUAGGCGAAGGUUCCUACUCGACUGUUUUUCUGGCUGUGGACCUAUACAACAACAAAACAUACGCCAUUAAAGUUCUUUCCAAGAAGCAUAUUGUGAAGGAAGACAAAAUCAAAUAUGUGAAUAUCGAAAAGACGACUCUUCACCGAUUAGGGCAGCAACAUCCAGGAAUUGUCCAGCUCUACUAUACAUUUCAGGAUGACCAAAGCCUCUUUUUCGUGUUGGAUUUUGCUGAGUAUGGAGAGCUUUUGACGAUUAUUUCUAAGUUUGGAUCUCUUCUGGAAUCUGUACUGAAAUUCUACAUGCUACAGAUUAUAGACGCUGUCAAGUUCAUUCAUCUGAAAGGGGUCAUCCAUAGAGACUUGAAGCCAGAAAAUAUUUUGGUAGACUAUAACUUCAAGUUGAAGAUCACCGAUUUCGGAGCAGCAAAGCUUAUAGGGAACGAUGAUGAUUCACAAGAUGAAAAGAUAAACUAUGAUACGGUAAAUCUCAAUGCAUCCAAAGAGUUAUCUGACAGGAAAGGAUCUUUUGUGGGGACUGCUGAGUAUGUUCCCCCUGAGCUUCUCAAGUUUAAUGAAUGUGGAUUCGAAACGGAUAUCUGGGCAAUAGGCUGCAUUCUCUUUCAAUUCUUCAAUGGCUCACCACCAUUUAAAGAGUCUACAGAGUACCUAACAUUUGAAAAAAUCAUCAGCGUAAGCUAUUCCUAUAGAAAUCAGGUUCCUCCAUUGGUGAAAGAUGUCAUUGAUCUGAUUUUGGUUUUUGAACCAGAAAAACGUUUGACUAUCCCCCAAAUCCAAUCGAAACAAUGGUUCGCAGGUGUUCCCUGGAAUGACCGUGAGUUCAUUUGGAACAGAAAGGUUCCCAGGUUUGAACCUUUUGUUGCCCAAUCGUCACCCCCAAAGUUCGCUGCAGUACCCCAGUUCAAAACUGGUUCAAACAGGAACAUAAAUAAAUCAAACUCAAAUUAUCAGUUGCAUUCCCAGAUUCAACAAUAUGACUACAACUUAGUUCCUACCAUAGGAAGUAAGAAACUGUUUCAACCCCCGACAAGGAUUAAGAAAGGAGUUCCAUCAUCAAAUUCUCCCCUACCACAACAAAACUUUGUACCAACUCAUAGAUUUGAUGGAACACAACAUCCACAAGACCGGAAUUUCGUACCUCCGCCCCAAAACAUUCAUACUAACGCAUGGGUUCUGCCACAAGGGGGAAUAAAUCCCCAGGCUAAUCCUCCAAUAAGACCGGCUCCUCAGUCAAAUGGCAUAAAGCAUAAAGUACCCACACAAUCCAAUCAAGCUGAAACUGCUAGUCAGAACGCAGCCAAGGCUGCUCAGCAGAAUUCCUCAUCUGUACAAGCUGUCGAAAAAAGAAUUGCGAAUGUUCACAUUGGAUCCCAAUCAAAACUCCCACAAGUAAAUUCCCAAGUUAAGCCUCCUCAAGUGACAUCAGCGAAUAAAUCUCCUCAGUUGGGUGCUAAUAACAAGUCCCCUCAGAUGAAAAACUUGAGGAGCAAUACGGCAUUUGCGAAGCUGCAAUCCUAUUCAUCGCAAUCCAGUGCUCCUCCGACGAGUAAGCCACCCCAAUUGAAUGCCAUAUCCGCUGCUGCAAGUGCCACAGAAAGAAUCCAGCUGUCACAAUCUGGGUCCCGGCCUAAAGAAAAACACACCAAUCCUGCUAAAGUAAGCAAUGCAAACACAGUCACAUUCCAAGAGGUUUCCUCCUUGUUGAAACCAAAAGAGAAAAUUAUCAAACUUGAUACCAUUUUAAAACUGAUAUUGAGCAAUAACUUAAUAGGUAAGAAGCCAGGAAACCUUGAUAUUAACAUGAUUGAAACAUUGAUUAAAAAGCAUGGAGAGGUUUUGAGUAGCAAUAUGGUUCCGGUUGUCGCAUGUAUCUCUAAUAUGGCAAGGGUAUUCUUGAUAGAUUCGAGUCUCCAAGUGAUGAUGGUAGAUUUGACCGCAAACGAAGGCGGCGAUUAUCUGAUUUAUGAUUACGACUUUGAAAGCGUGGUUGUCGGUGAUGACCGAAGUGAUGGAUCGAAUGGCGAGGAGGUGUACGGCUAUCUCAUCUUAGAGUUGAUCAAAGAGGGAGGUGAUUUGGUGUUUUUGAAAAGAUUUGACGAAACCGACAAAGCCCAGUUCCAGAAUCCUACUCACGUGGUAGGUAAGACAGGUCAACAUAUUGUAUUGGGAACAAACUAUGGGUGGAUUGAUUGUUUAGUUUAUGCUAAGCAAAUGGUGGACAAAGUCUCCAACGAGCAGAAACUCAAAGGGCCGAAGAUUUCAAAGAGCCAAACAAAGCCAACAAUAAAAAAAUCGACUACACAGAAACAUAGUCGCCCUGGAGCACCAACUACGACGAAGAAGAGCCAGAAUCCAAGCGAUUCGAAAACGAGCACCAAUAAAUUUGCAUACGCUGCAGCUGCAGCAGCACACAGAUAA
Messenger RNA from Clavispora lusitaniae ATCC 42720, 2538 nucleotides. RefSeq names its product protein kinase (gene PKH3). Gene Ontology annotation, biological process: intracellular signal transduction; peptidyl-serine phosphorylation. NCBI's taxonomy places the organism in Eukaryota, Fungi, Ascomycota, Pichiomycetes, Serinales, Metschnikowiaceae. The record is from RefSeq and is a predicted model, not a curated record. Gene Ontology annotation, molecular function: ATP binding; protein serine/threonine kinase activity.